Molecule: messenger RNA, 4437 nt
Organism: Engraulis encrasicolus (European anchovy)
Lineage: Eukaryota; Metazoa; Chordata; Actinopteri; Clupeiformes; Engraulidae
Gene: hnf1ba
Product: HNF1 homeobox Ba
Exons: 10
Coding region: 133-1869 (578 amino acids)
Biological process (GO): liver development; insulin secretion; positive regulation of DNA-templated transcription
Cellular component (GO): nucleus
Molecular function (GO): RNA polymerase II cis-regulatory region sequence-specific DNA binding; DNA-binding transcription factor activity, RNA polymerase II-specific
Source: RefSeq, a predicted model, not a curated record
GCUAGAGCCUGCCCCAUAUAUUUGUAUUCCUUUUGGUUUGUGUCUUUUUUGCCUUCAUACAGAGACCUCAUGAGAUAGAUCAGAGAAGUCACAACAUUUUGAAGAGUGGACAUUCAUUUCAAAACUUUUUUGAUGUUUGCAAAAAUGGUGUCCAAGUUGACAUCUUUGCAGCAGGAGCUGUUAAGCGCCCUGUUGGAUUCGGGGGUGACCAAGGAUGUGCUUAUCCAGGCGCUGGACGACAUGGACCCCACGCCGAACGGCUAUGGAGUUAAACUCGAGAACUUACAGAUGUCACCGUCAAGUUCUAAAAUGAACGGGAGCGACACAGAUUCCAAGCCGGUGUUUCACACGUUAACUAACGGACAUGGGAAAGGAAAGCUAUCCGGAGACGAGGGUUCUGAAGACGGAGAUGAUUACGACACACCGCCGAUUUUGAAAGAGCUCCAGUCGCUAAACACAGAGGAGGCAGCGGAGCAGAGGGCAGAGGUGGACCGCAUGCUAGCCGAGGACCCGUGGCGCGCGGCUCGCAUGAUCAAAGGCUACAUGCAGCAGCACAACAUCCCACAGCGCGAGGUGGUGGACGUUACUGGCCUCAACCAGUCGCACCUCUCGCAGCACCUCAACAAGGGCACGCCCAUGAAAACACAGAAACGAGCGGCGCUGUACACCUGGUACGUCAGGAAGCAGCGGGAAAUUCUUCGACAGUUCAACCAGGCAAGUCAUGGUUCUGUCAGUAUGACAGACAAGGGCAGUCAGGAUCAGGUGCUGUUUUUUUUCCCAGAGUUCAACCAGUCGGGCCAGGGGGGCAUGGGGUCGCAGCCCGGCGAAGACCCGGCCGGCGAGCCCGCCUGCAAGAAGCUGCGGCGGAACCGCUUCAAGUGGGGGCCUGCCUCCCAGCAGAUCCUCUACCAGGCCUACGAUAGGCAGAAGAACCCCAGCAAGGAGGAGCGGGAGGCGCUGGUGGAGGAGUGCAACAGGGCUGAGUGUCUGCAGCGGGGCGUGUCACCGUCCAAAGCGCAGGGCCUGGGCUCCAACCUGGUGACGGAGGUGCGGGUGUACAACUGGUUCGCCAACCGCCGCAAGGAGGAGGCCUUCCGCCAGAAGCUGGCCAUGGACGCCUACACGGGGCCCACGCACAGCCUCAACCCCCUGCUCACCCACGGAUCACCACACCACCCGCAGGCCAGCAACUCCCCACCCAGUAAGAUGCACAGUGUUCGAUACAGCCAGCAGGGCCCCGGUGAGGUCAGCUCCUCGACGACCAUCAGUCACCACGGCAACAGUGGCAUGGCCACCAGUCAGUCAGUGCUGCAGCAGGUGUCGCCGGGCGGGUUGGACCCCAGCCACAGCCUGCUGUCCCCGGACCCCAAGAUGAUUUCGGUGUCGGGUGGUGGCCUGCCUCCGGUCAGCACGCUCACCAACAUCCACAGCUCCCACCACCCCCACCAGCAGGCCCAGAACCUCAUCAUGCCCCUCUCUGGAGUCAUGGCCAUCGCACAGAGUCUGAACACGUCGCAGUCCCAGUCGGUGCCGGUGAUCAACAGCGUGGCGGGCAGUCUUGCGGCUCUGCAGCCGGUCCAGUUCUCCCAGUCGCUGCACAGCCCACACCACCAGCAGAGCCUCAUGCAGCCCUCACCCGGACACAUGGGCCAGCAGCCAUUUAUGGCCACCGUCACACACUCACACAUGUACCCACACAAACAGGAGCCCCCACAGUAUUCCCACCCGUCGCGCUUCCCCUCGGCGAUGGUGGUAACGGACGCCAACCUCAGUACGCUCAGCUCCAUGUCCUCCAGCAAACAGGAUUCUCCAGUAAACAAGAUGGUGCAACUGGGGGGUCUCUCCUGGUGUCCCCUACAAGCCUGGUGAACAAGCAAGCACACCUGACUUCGUUGGUGCCUAGCAACAGGGGCCACAUUUUUCCACCCAUGCGCCACAGUUACCAUGGCAACUCCUAAUAACUGGCAACUGCUCACCGGCUGAUGAGUCAGUCAAUAAAUCAGGACUCGCUGCUGAGCAGAGGGGAGAGGAGGAGAAGAAGAGAAGAGAAUGAGAGGGAAAAGAAAGAGGUGAAAGAGGAGGGAAAUGAAACAAGAAGAAGAAAUGCACUAGUCCACCAGCCCCCUCAAGCCAAGCACAGCACAGGCCAACUGACUGGAUAUAAAUGCCCGGUGAUGAAUGAUCAAUGUGGAUCACAACCCCUUUCUCAACCUCCCCUGGCUGGCUGACUGGUCUAAAUCUGUCUCGAGUGGACAACUAUUCUUAGUCUGGGUAACAACAAUGUAACCUUGGGGGAUUGGGACAAAGAUGUGCGAGUGGUCUUCACGGACGGGAGAAGAAAAAUGACGAACAAAAGCAUAGAGAAAAAUUGUGGUGCUUGCAUAAUCAGACUUUUGAGGUUCACACCACUGUCAGACACACUUUUUUUAUUGACACUCUGCACUCAUCGUAAUCAUGCUAGCAGCACAACCACCCACGUCACAGCAAUGUCCCUGAGACUCACAUGAACUGGACCCAAUUGUAGCCUAUAGCCAAGACUCUUCGUGAUUGCUCUGCUAACUUGAAACAUUGUGAAGUCUUAUGUGUGUUUUGUUAUGUUUUUUUUCUCAAACUAAGCUGUGUGCAUGCACUCUUAUUGUACGACAAUCAGCUAUCGAAAGUGUGUGUGUGUGCGUGCGUACGUGCGUGUGUGUGUGUAUGAGAGAGAGAGAAAGAGAGAGAGAGAGAGAAAGAGAGAUUGUGUGUAGGAGUUAAAGUGAAUUAAUCACACAGCCUUUUCUGCAAUUUGAGUCUUCCAAGCAAUGAUAUGAUGGAUGUGCUUGCUAUGCCGUGUACAGUCAGCAUAUAUGGCAGCCCGUCAUACAUUAUAUUUCACAUCCACGAUAAGCAUGUAAAUAUUUGACAGUGUGGCACGGUGAGUUGAAUGAAGUGAGAGCAUCCGCUGCGUGCUAUUGUUGCUAUGUAUUUUACUAUGCUAAGUUUUGCUCUAUGUAUUAACUAUGAUGUACUAUAUAUUUUUGGUAACACUUUAUUUUAGGGAUACAUCUAUUAGCACUAAUACAUACAAUGUUAAUGCCCGCAUAAGUAACUUUUAAGGCAUGUACUAAGUAAACACUAAGGCCUACUAGGUCCUUAAUAAGGUUAAAUUGGUAAUAAAUCCCUUAUUGUGCAUGAACAAGACAUUUGCGAAUACAUGCCUAACAAAUGUUUGAUUUUGCUUUGUACAUGCCUUACAAGUUACUUAUACAGGGAAAUUGUAUAUUAGUGCUAAUAGAUGUAUCCCUAAAAUAAAGUGUUACCAUAUUUUUUUGACUGCUGUUUAUGACAAUCUGUUGAUUUACGACACACUAUGGAAGGACUAUGCAAUCAAUUAUGGUACUGCCAGCAUGCGUUCCAAGUUUUGAAAGAAAAUGAAAAGAGGGCUUGGAGUGUGUGCGCAGUCUCUUCCCAACAAUGUGAUAAAAAAAACGUUUUCAUCUUGACCCUCCUGUUCCUGCUCAUGAUAAUGAUGAAGAAAAAAGAACCUGCAGACCGUAGAAUAAGAAGGAUGAAACUGGCAUUGGGCUGCAGUUGCCAGUGACCCGUAGCCUACAUGAAUGUAAAUAUAACAGAAUAUGUCAGGAGACAUUUUGUAGCUCACUGUACCUACAUAUCAAUGAAAGGACGCUGCCCUGUGUCUAGUAUGAAUAAUGAAGGCUGCAAUUCAUAGUCUAGUAAAGCUUGAGCAAGGCAUUAUCUUUCCUAAAGCUGUUUCCAUGGUCACAAUAUCAUACAGUGGGGUUUCAGUUUUGCUGUUUAAUUUUGUGUAACACUGUGGUUAACUUUUGGCUUGGUCAAACAUCUGAUAGGGAAGAAAAGGUCUGGGCAUUGUAAUGGUUGUUUGGCAAAGAGAAGAGUCAUUUGGGUUUUUUAUGUGCUUAUGUUUUAUGUUCCCGGAAGCAGUACUUCAGUCCAGUAAAUCAGAUUUCCUGGGAAUGUGCAAACUCAAAUUAGUUACGUACGUCUGACAAGGCAAACAGUAUUACAGACUUAUGCAGCCCUGACCCAGAGUAAAAUGGAUCACACACGAUUAGAAGUGAUUUCACUGUUCUUUAUUCACAAAAGGUGUCCACUUUUUGCUAUGUGACUUGCAGUUUGUGAUUUGUGUAAAAAAAACAAAGCUUUUUAAAAUGUUGUUUCACAUUCCCUUGGACCAAUGUAAAGACUUCUUCUAAAGGUCACUGUUGAUAUAUUUUUAUGAUAUUUUGUCUUGUGCGCUGAAGACAAAGCCACUGCCAGCAUCACACUGGUUACAGCUCUCAGUUCGUACUAAAACACGAAAAGAUGUGAUUUCUCUUGUAUUAUUUUUGUAUAAAUAUGGAAAUUAAUCUUUUAAAAAUCAUUAUUUAUACUUGUUCACAAAUAACAUGAGUAAAAAAAUGUUGUUUUCCAAAAUUA